Messenger RNA from Phytomonas sp. Hart1, 956 nucleotides. The record is from the annotation of a GenBank genome assembly. Lineage: Eukaryota; Euglenozoa; Kinetoplastea; Trypanosomatida; Trypanosomatidae.
GAUUCUAUAUUACACAUUUAUGGUAACUGUGUGUUAGGAAGGAGGUUUACCGAACAUGAAGAGAAACCUCUGGGGUUUGGCGGUCUGGAGGACAAAGCCGCCUGAAGGUACAGCCCAACUUAGACAAAACGUUACUAAUUUCUAUCGAAUCGGUUCAAUUAGCAAAAGAGCAAAUGACAGCCAUUUUGACGAGUGUCAUGCAGCUGUUGUAGGAAACAAACGAUCUGAGAAUAAAAUUCAACCAAAGGGAUUUCUUGGAGGGUUUUGUGAGGAAAAUUCCAUUUCCAAUACGCCAAAAGAUUUAGUUUUCAAAAAAAAGUGAUAGUUCGAUAUAUCUUCUCUUUUUCACUAUUUUAUGUGUGUUGAGAUACUUACACCACUUGGUAUGAUUUAUUUUCAUGUCGGUGUGCCGUUUUCUCUGCAUCGCGCAACCUUUGGUUGCCCAUAAGCUGGCUCUCUGGAAUUGAUAUGCUAUACACAGAGUUGGUGAAAGUGAAGGAUAGUAUAGUGGUACACCCAUUUCUAAAAGUGAUCUAUUUACACCUAAAUCCCACCCCCCAUUUGUAUACUGGUAUGCGACGUACACACGUGACCUAAUGAAGUGUGUAUAUUCUACACUUUGCUUAACUCUCGCGAUGUGCGCUUUGAGACGCUUUUUCUUUUUUCUACAGACAGAGACAAUAUUAAGGAUCUACAAUAUCAGCUGACGGCUACUAUUUCAUACUUUGAGAAAAAGCGUCCGAUGAUCUGAAGAUGGGACUAGUUAAAGCGGAAUGGAUACGUGUAUAGAAAUUAAGGGGGGAGGGGAGGUAAACUGAUUGCCUUUGAUAUCAAGAGGUUUAAUAGUUAUCCUGUUAACUGAUCUUUCUCUUUCACUUUAAAGCAGAAUCAUCAAGAGAACAUUAUGUUUGAAUUUAGCCAUAUCGCCCAGUAUCGUGUGACUGAUACACUUAAAA